AUGGCAAAUCUCGCUCAUGGUCCUUCACCAUGCUUCCAAAAUAAUGGCCCCUACAUUUACUCACCUUCAAAUCCGGACGAGGUCCCCUCUCCGCCGAGAAGGUACAAUUGUAGCCUCUGCUCAAGGUCCUUCCGGCGCCGCGAGCACUUUGAGCGGCAUCUCACAAGCCAUUCUAAAAGCAGAGACUUCAGAUGUGAUCUCUGUGGCAAACGGUUUGCGCGGAAGGAUACAUUGCAACGCCAUUCAACACUUCAUAGGCAGGUACCACUUAACAAGGUCCAAAAGACACUUCCAAGAGCACCCUGUGCCUGUCUCAACUGUGUCAAGUCAAAACAGCGCUGUUCUGGAUCCCAUCCAUGCGAUCGCUGCAAUCGCAAAGGUUGGCCUUGCGAGUUUACGAAGGGCUCCAAGGAAAGGCCGCCGCAAGGACUGGAGAUAUUUCCGAAUGAAACCGAAGGAAGGACGUCGAAUCAAAUAAAUCAGACUUCGGGCAACAGUCGUCCUGUUGAACCCGCCGUUGCGUGCGGCUUAUCCCCAAUAAGCACAGUCACAUCGGGCCCUAGUGGCCCAGACAGUGUUAACAUUGCUGGCGGGCAAUGUGCGGAUUUUCCCUUCUCAUGCCUGGCUCGACAAACCUCACAACACCCCGAGGCCAAUCUGCUGUCCGAUUCGUUCCUUCUUUGGCCUCUAAAUGAUGCCUUUGAGACUUCUGAUAUCGCUUCAACGGACCCCUCCAGUCUUCAGACGCUAUCCGAGAUGGGAGGGACCAUGGAUCAACCGUUAAAUAUAUCUCUUGAAGGGGAAACUCCUGCGGAGCUUUCGAUUUUUCAGCAUGAGCGUCCACGAUAUGCCGCUGACACUCCUAUGUCGCCCAAUGGGCAGUUAGCUAACUAUGUAUCAGAAAACGCUCUCACUGAGGAAGACCGUGAUAUUUUAAUAUCCGAGGAUUACGGGCAUCUUCCCAAGCCUUCAAUUUCAACAUAUGAAAGGAUCUGUGCGCACUAUGCGGAAAUGAGUCGGUCUUCACCAGAAGCCCCCCUCUCCAGCCUAUAUUCAUUGGACGUGUUGCACGUAUGUACGGAGUUGUACUUCGAACACUUUCACCAACAAUUUCCCAUUCUUCACAAAAGUACGUUCGAAGCCCGAAGUUCAUCGUGGCUUCUUUAUAUCGCCGUCGCCGCCGUGGGGAGCCAGUAUUCUCGACUUCCAAGCCGGAGUAGAAUAUUCUGUGACUUGGUAAACGCCAUUCGAGUGUCUUUGCUUCGAAAGCUCAGCUCCACUGUGUCACUUCAAAAUAAUCUUGAACUUGCCCAGGCAACACUACUAUUCAAUUUUACUCUUCUUUUCCACGGAAAACGUGAGAGUUUAAUGCAUCUGCAGUACCAAAGAAGUUUGCUGGUCACGAUGUGUCGUCCCCUCCUGACUCCCGGUCUCCUAUUUGCGAAGAGCGGCAUGUUAUCAAAUGCGGCUGUGUCGACCGAUAAUUGGACUCAGUGGAUCGCCGUUGAGUCUUGGAAAAGACUAGUUUACUUUACAUGGUUGGUUGAAUGUCUCGAGUUAAUCUUUUACGACAUUCCUCCUCUUCUUACGGUUGACGAUAUGCAUCUGAGCAUGCCCUGUAAUGAGGAACUUUGGCAGUCCGCAAGCUUCCAUGACUGGGAGAGGGCUCAAGGCCUACAGAGAGAAUGUGUCAGCGUUAUUUCUCUGCUCAAUAUGGAAGACAUUAAUCAAGCGUAUAUCCGCUCGUUGAGUGACUCUGCGCUUUGGAUAUCGGUAUUUGCGGUGUAUGUUGCGGAAAGGCGCUCUACUCAACAGCACUCGCUCUACCAUUCGUCCAGCAUACACAGCACCUCAGAAUACGAGAAGCUACCUUCUGUGGGGGGAGUUGUUACCUACAAGGAUGAUCGGGAUCCAGUUGAUUCCAUACUUGAGGGUUUUCAACAGGCCGUUACUCAACACCGCAAAGAAUCACCUCUCCGUCCAAUCGUUGCGAAAUUCUCUCUUGUUCUCAGACUACUUCGCUUCGUCCAAUACCGUCUUUUGUACGUCUCUUCGGGGUGGAUGGCACAGCUUCAGGAGGUCGACGCUGCCGCGCAACAUAUCGCACAGCUACUUCAAACGGAACCGCAACGGGCUCGCCAGAGUCUCUUGCAUGCUGCCCAGUUGUUCCGCAUAAUCCGGUCCCAACGUCAAUUCGAACCCCACGACUCUAUCAUUCUUCUUAUGGCCGUUCUAUACAUCUGGAACUACGAUAGAUUCGUCAUCUCAGACAAAGCCUGUGACCCUUCUAGUGGAGACGCUGAGAUUCUUCGGAUUGACCAAAGUAUGGACGAGGAUUUACAGAAGAAAUGGAUCACAGGCACAUUUGAAACGCCCAAACAGGUCCAUAUCAGUGGGCUUGGGGUGCUUAAUGGGCGGGAUAGCGUGCCGCGCAUUCUUAGGGAAUCAGUGAGGAUCUUGAGCCAUGAGAAGGCUUGGUCAGGACUGGCGAAUGCUAUCAAACACGCACUGCAUCAGAUCGUAUUAGGGGGUGCUCCAUCAUUUCCUGCCGAAGCUGAAUGA
Messenger RNA from Aspergillus terreus NIH2624, 2562 nucleotides. RefSeq lists its product as uncharacterized. Bases 1 to 2562 code for a protein of 853 amino acids. Gene Ontology annotation, biological process: regulation of DNA-templated transcription; DNA-templated transcription. Lineage: Eukaryota; Fungi; Ascomycota; Eurotiomycetes; Eurotiales; Aspergillaceae. The transcript is spliced from 5 exons. The record is from RefSeq and is a predicted model, not a curated record. Gene Ontology annotation, molecular function: zinc ion binding; DNA-binding transcription factor activity, RNA polymerase II-specific; DNA binding.